This is a messenger RNA of Dichomitus squalens LYAD-421 SS1, 2371 nucleotides long. RefSeq lists its product as uncharacterized. Gene Ontology annotation, cellular component: spindle pole body; nuclear pore transmembrane ring. The transcript has 7 exons. The coding region runs from base 1 to 2079 and encodes 692 amino acids. Gene Ontology annotation, biological process: spindle pole body localization; nuclear pore organization. Gene Ontology annotation, molecular function: protein-macromolecule adaptor activity. Lineage: Eukaryota; Fungi; Basidiomycota; Agaricomycetes; Polyporales; Polyporaceae. The record is from RefSeq and is a predicted model, not a curated record.
AUGGCCACCUCGACGGCCCCACGAAACCCUCCCACGCCCAUACGGGCCAUUCCAUCUACUCUCCUGUCACGAACUGCACCCACGAUCCCGCCUGCUUCUCAACUGUAUGAACCUCUCGUGAAGGCUGUCUUGCGCCACCGACAGCACAAAAUCUUCCUCCACUCGGCUGCGCUCUCCUGGCUCCUCGUCUCGGCAUGGAGAACAUGGAGCGAAGGCGACCGAGACUUCUGGCUGCUUCCCAUCAGACCAUCGACGCUGGCAUACACCCUGGCGACCUUUGCUACUGGCGCCCUUCCCAUUGUUGUGCUGCGCAAGUCUCAUGUCGCAGCGUCGCCCACUCCCGCGACCUCUCCAUCCAAGACUUUGGCUGGCGCCUUUCAGAAGCAAAGUACCGUCCACGCGCUGUUGACCUACCUAGCGUCCUCACUAUCCCUCGCCGCCCUACACCUCUUCAUUACGACUUCAUACGACGCAACUGCCGACCCACAUGCCCGCAUUUCUCUAUUUGUCAAGUCAAGGAAACAUCCAUACUACCUCAAUGGGCACUUGAUCUAUCUUCUCUUCUCACAAGCAUUCAUUGCGCUCGCAUGUCUUGUUCGCUGUGUACUGCUAGACCGUUUUGCCGUCCGCUGGGGGGCUUCGUUGACGGCCCGCAAGGAGAAACUCCAGUCGUUUGGUCUCGCGCGCGCCGUCACCGUGACACUCACGACGUUUGUGUAUACCCUCAUAGCGACUGUGCUGUACUUGGGUGUGUUUGCCUUUGGACGGUCGGUGGUGCUGCCUACUUUCUACCAGCUGCCGUUCGUGCCGAGGCUGCUCAAGCCCUUCACGGCGCAUUUCUUGCGAGGACAAUGGACACCGCUGCUGCUCACGCGACACUGGUCGCUCGUGAGCCGUGCGUUCUACUUGGCCUUGACUACUGUCGGUAUCUGGGAAUUUGCGGAGAGCGCGUUUGACUCCAUCGUAGCGGAGUCGAUCAGUGUUUCCGCGCAUACAGCAGACCCCGGCCUCACAUUGGUGUCCGGCAUCACGUCCACGGAUCCAUACCUCAAACACUUUGCGUACGCCGAGCUGCGCGAGUUCACGACUGAGGACUCUCCCGCGGCUGCGCAGCGCCGCUCAGCCCUGUUCGCCGACCAAAAGUACAACCCGAACAUGUGGUCAACGCUCUCCCGCGAGGCCCUGCUCACGCUCGGACGCGACUACCAGCUUUUCCUCCGCAGAGGCCAGCCGGCGCCCCCACCCGCCGCUGCGCCUGCCGCGGCACCCAAACCCUCCACCCCCCUGCCGGGACACGCCACGCCGCUCCUCCGCGCCUCAGUCUUCAAGACCGCGCAGACCUCCCCGCUCCGCGCCUCGCUCGACAUGCUCGCCUCGGACGGCCCCUUAGCCACCGCGGUGUCCGAGACGGCCGAAGCGGGCGCGUCGCACCUCCCCGAGCUCUUCCGCUCCGUGCUGCCCUCGACCCCGCCGGCACCUGCUAGCGCGGCGAUCGAGACGGCGAAGAAGGCGGAGGAGAGCGUCGCGCGGGUCGUCAGCGAGACCAAGGGCGUGUGGCGCGAGGGCGUCGGGAAGACGCUCGUCGGAUUCCUGCCGAAGGGCGUGGCGGAGGCGGGUGCGCAGAUGCGGACGUGGUGGACGCGGGAGCGGGUGCACCGGGUCGCGGAAACGAGCCUGCCGAACCGGUAUGUGGACGCGCUCGCUGCGGAAGUGCUGUGCCGCCUCACGUGCGCGUCGCUCACGGAGGACGCCUAUGGGGUUGUCCAGCGGGACAUCCCGAAGAUCGUCGAGGCCCUGCUCUCGUUCCUGACCGCGCUCGAGGAGUUCCACACGGAGCUGAACGCUAAGUACGCGCUGCCGCCAUUGGAACAGCUACAACAACUGUCGGCGAAGGACGUGGCAGAGAAGGAGUUGCUCGCGCUUGAGGCUGCAAGAGCGAGCGAGGUGUGCGGGGUCGUCACUGACGCUAUCAAGGAGGGGGUCGUGCAGAUCGUGAGGACGUUUGGGGAGAAGCUGGCGGCGUUCCGGUUCCCACCCCGGAUUGCGAAGAAGCUGCAGGGUUUCGUCGACUACAACUAGUGGACAAUCUGUCGGGUCCCCGCUGGGGAAGGUAACUUACUUGGGAGCCUUGGUGUGUGGUCCCGCUUCUACUGGUCGUUGAAUUGGAAAGUUGUUGUCGGAGAUUAGUGCUGUUACCGACGUUGCCUUCGAACUUGACAUGCGACCCGAUAAGUGCUUCUCAGCCUUAAACAGCGCUGUGGCGCACCGCCGACGGCUCUCUAUGCUACGAAGCCACUUCCCUGCCGAUGAGAAUUCGAUGUUAUAGGAUAGGUAGCUCCCCGUCAUCAGAGUUCAGCCUCGUACGUAAUCA